Messenger RNA from Stegostoma tigrinum, 2030 nucleotides. RefSeq names its product ER membrane protein complex subunit 8 (gene emc8). The transcript has 5 exons. Gene Ontology annotation, cellular component: EMC complex. Bases 353 to 958 code for a protein of 201 amino acids. NCBI's taxonomy places the organism in Eukaryota, Metazoa, Chordata, Chondrichthyes, Orectolobiformes, Stegostomatidae. The record is from RefSeq and is a predicted model, not a curated record.
CUUUGCGACCUUUUUACAGUUUACGGCGGUGCCGGUGAGUGGCUGUUGGGGCCUUGUGAGAGCGGACCUUAGAGCCUGUGACCGGGAUUCAGGGUUCCGAGACCUGGGGAAUGUGAGAGGCCGCGCCGGGGCCAGAGAAGAAGACAGUGGGCAAUGAUUGCGGGUUAACGGGGCAAGAAGGAGAUCGGCUGCUCGAGGACCAUCCUGAGGCCCAGCCUGAAGGAAGGAGGCAGGGCGGCGGCGGCGGCGGCGGCCCCAAUCCGAAUCACUCCCUCACACCCACACCUACAUCCUCCCCUUCCCCAUCCUCUUCCUACCCCUUCCCCACCCUCAAGUGCCCUCGCCCGCGGCCAUGACUUUGUUCAGGCUCACCACCCAGGCCUACUGCAAGAUGCUGCUACACGCCGCCAAGUACCCGCACUGCGCCGUCAACGGCAUCCUGGUGGCCGAGAAACACAAGAGGAAGGACGGCCAGCCCGUCCUCUUCGUGGACUGCGUCCCCCUCUUCCAUGGCACCCUGGCUCUCGCACCCAUGCUGGAGGUGGCCUUGACUCUGGUUGACUCUUGGUGCAAAGAAAAUAACUACGUAAUAGCAGGAUAUUAUCAGGCAAAUGAGCGUAUGAUGGACACCAGUCCAAACCAGGUUGCUGAAAAGGUUGCCUCUCGGAUUGCAGAAAACUUCAGCGAUGCUGCUCUUAUCAUGGUGGACAAUCACAAAUUUAGUAUGGAGUGUGAAGAACAAUCGAUUAUAGUGUAUGAGCACCAUGAAAAUAAAUGGCGAUGCAAAGACCCAAACAUUGAUUUUUGUGAAGAUUGGUCAGAGGUACAACGAAUCACAAACUGUCUCCUGGAUGGUAAAUCCUAUGACUCCUUAGUGGAUUUUGAUAACCACAUGGAUGAUCUCAGGAAUGACUGGACAAAUCCAGAAAUUAACAAAGCUGUUCUUCACCUCUGCUGAGACAGCUUUCUAAGAAUGUUCUGGGCAUUUUUUUGAUAGCUGGGAACCUGCAGCCGCUUCUGACUGCAAAGAGUGACCCUUAAUGAAUGUGAAACCUGAUGAGUGCUGAUACUAAAGAACGGAAACAAUAAGCACACCAGCUUACUGUGCUAAGAGAUAAGAUUUAUGCCUUCUGAUAAUUGAGCCAUGGAUCUCUUGGUAUUCACAACAGGACAAUAAGUUUGAUGAAAUCACAUUUUUUAGUUAAAUAGUUUCAGUCAUAAAUCAAACUUUGGGUAUUUCAAAAAGAGACAAGUGAAUUAUGUGUAAUUUUUUAACACUUGCACCCUCGACAUUUUUGUCUGUUUAAAAUGAAAUACUUUUAGAAUAUUUGAUUAAAUGAAAGUUUAAACUUCUUGACUGAAUAUCCUGCAGCAUGUUUGGUUAAUUUCAUUACUGUAGUUGCUAAUAUGGUUCAGCCCCAAUUUAAGAUUAGACGCCAGUUAAUUUGCAAAUAAUUGGGUGGGAAGGUAACAGGAAAAGACAUCCACUAAUUUUACCUCACUAAAAUAAUGGAAUUAUUUUUGCCAUGCAUCUUAAGCACAUAUGAAACAUAAACUUUCUUACCUAGACACACGUACUCAAGAUUGAAUAACAGUCAUGGAUGCAACUGCAUUUUACACAAAGGUGCAAUGGUGUAUGUUGCAAGAAAAUUAACUGUAAAAUUGACAGUGAUUUGAACUUAAUACAAUAACUACUUAAAACACUUCACUGGGUGUAAAACAAUUGGAAAGUUCCAACAUUGAUUUAUACAAUGUAUUUCACAAUCUCAAAAGUUUUCACAUUUGCAGAAAUUUAGUUACAUCUUGUUAAUUUGUAACUGAAAUCCUAGCUAUAACAGCACUGAAGCUUGAACAUUGAAUUCUUGAGAUUGCACUCAACAUAGCAAGUCACUGGCUUCAUAACCAUGAGACAUCUGUAUGAAUAACAGUCCUAUCCUUAUGUAUUGUAAAAAUGUUAACAUUUUUAUUUAAAGCUCCAUGAAUGAAACCAUUUUACAAUAAAAUACCAUGCAAGUUUAGUUUCAAAAGCA